Molecule: messenger RNA, 2539 nt
Organism: Nannospalax galili (Upper Galilee mountains blind mole rat)
Lineage: Eukaryota; Metazoa; Chordata; Mammalia; Rodentia; Spalacidae
Gene: Carm1
Product: coactivator associated arginine methyltransferase 1
Exons: 16
Biological process (GO): peptidyl-arginine methylation
Molecular function (GO): protein-arginine N-methyltransferase activity
Source: RefSeq, a predicted model, not a curated record
GGCCCGGGCAACGCGGGGCCCUGUGCGACCGUGUCGGUGUUCCCUGGAGCCCGCCUUCUCACGAUCGGCGACGCGAACGGCGAGAUCCAGCGGCACGCGGAGCAGCAAGCGCUGCGCCUUGAAGUGCGCGCCGGGCCGGACGCAGCGGGCAUCGCCCUGUACAGCCAUGAAGAUGUGUGUGUGUUCAAGUGCUCAGUGUCCAGAGAGACGGAGUGCAGCCGCGUGGGCAGACAGUCCUUCAUCAUCACCCUUGGCUGCAACAGCGUCCUCAUCCAGUUUGCUACACCCAAUGAUUUCUGUUCUUUCUACAACAUCCUGAAAACCUGCCGGGGCCAUACACUGGAGCGCUCUGUGUUCAGCGAGAGGACAGAGGAGUCCUCAGCCGUGCAAUAUUUUCAGUUCUAUGGCUACCUGUCCCAGCAGCAGAACAUGAUGCAGGACUAUGUUCGGACAGGCACCUACCAGCGCGCCAUCCUGCAGAACCACACUGACUUCAAGGACAAGAUCGUUCUCGACGUGGGCUGUGGCUCUGGGAUCCUGUCGUUUUUCGCCGCCCAAGCUGGAGCCAGGAAAAUCUAUGCAGUGGAGGCCAGCACCAUGGCCCAGCAUGCUGAGGUCCUGGUGAAGAGUAACAACCUGAUGGACCGCAUCGUGGUCAUCCCUGGCAAGGUUGAGGAGGUCUCGCUGCCCGAGCAGGUGGACAUCAUCAUCUCAGAGCCCAUGGGCUACAUGCUCUUCAAUGAGCGCAUGCUGGAAAGCUACCUCCAUGCCAAGAAGUACCUGAAGCCUAGCGGAAACAUGUUCCCUACCAUUGGUGAUGUCCACCUUGCACCCUUCACGGAUGAGCAGCUGUACAUGGAGCAGUUCACCAAGGCCAACUUCUGGUACCAGCCAUCUUUCCAUGGAGUAGACCUGUCAGCCCUUCGAGGUGCUGCCGUGGAUGAGUAUUUCCGGCAGCCUGUGGUGGACACGUUUGACAUCCGGAUCCUGAUGGCCAAGUCUGUUAAGUACACAGUGAACUUCUUAGAAGCCAAAGAAGGAGAUUUGCAUAGGAUAGAAAUCCCAUUCAAGUUCCACAUGCUGCAUUCAGGGCUGGUCCAUGGCCUGGCCUUCUGGUUUGACGUCGCUUUCAUUGGAUCUAUAAUGACAGUGUGGCUAUCCACAGCGCCAACGGAGCCCCUGACCCACUGGUACCAGGUCCGGUGUCUAUUUCAGUCACCACUCUUUGCCAAGGCCGGGGACACGCUCUCAGGGACAUGUCUGCUUAUUGCCAACAAAAGACAGAGCUAUGACAUCAGUAUUGUGGCCCAGGUGGACCAGACAGGCUCCAAGUCUAGUAACCUGCUGGACCUGAAGAACCCCUUCUUCAGGUACACGGGCACGACACCCUCGCCCCCCCCUGGCUCGCACUACACAUCUCCCUCAGAGAACAUGUGGAACACAGGCAGUACCUACAAUCUCAGCAGUGGGGUGGCUGUAGCCGGGAUGCCCACUGCCUAUGACCUGAGCAGUGUUAUUGCUGGUGGCUCUAGUGUGGGCCACAACAACCUGAUUCCUUUAGCCAACACAGGGAUUGUCAAUCACACGCACUCCCGGAUGGGCUCCAUAAUGAGCACGGGCAUUGUCCAAGGCUCCUCAGGUGCGCAGGGCAGCGGCAGUGGCUCCAGCGCCCACUACGCAGUCAACAACCAGUUCACCAUGGGUGGCCCUGCCAUCUCCAUGGCCUCACCCAUGUCCAUCCCGACGAACACCAUGCACUACGGGAGCUAGGUGCCUCCGGCCACAACGAGACGCCACUGUGCACUGACAGCACCAGGAAACCAAAUGAAGCCCCGCCGGCCGCCCAGCUGCCCCCUUGUUCUGGAGAAGUACGAUCACCUGGUCACAGCCCUCUUUGCUAUGGGAACUUGGACACUUUUGUACACGAUGUUGCCGCUGCCCUCAAGUACCCCCAAGCCCACCCCUCGGCUCUGUGUGCGUGUCGCUGCCAUAUUUUACAUGAGAUCCUGUCGGGACAGCCCUGUCCCAUCCUCUCCACUCUGACCCGGUUUUGACAUCUGCUGGAACAGGCGAGUCCACUGAUAGCUGUGCCUUGGGCAGGAGGAGGCCAGCAGCAGCCAGCAUGGCCAAGACAACUCCCACCUGUUCUCGGGCCUGCCCCUCCUGGGAUGGCAGCAUAGCCGGCUGGACCUUUUCCUUCAACUACCAGGCCACAUGGUCACCAUGGGCAUGACAUGCUGCUUUUUUUAAUUUUAUUUUUUUAUGAAAAGAACCAGUGUCAAUUCACAGACCCUCUGAGAAACCCGGCCGGCCGGGCCCAGCCAGCAACCCCUGUCCCUAGGCUGAGAGUCUUGGGGUAAGGGGUGGCCUUGCCGAGCCUUCAGGAUGGGUGUGGCCCCCUCCCACCAAAGGGUUCACCUCACACUUGAAUGUACAACCCACCCAGCUGUCUGCAGGCCUCCAGCCCCUGCUUCCUGCCGCUGUCCUAUCCUGAGACCCUUCAGCCCCAACCCCUCCACCAAAAGCUGGUACAGGCAGC